AUGGCGGACCAGGACCACCGGCGGGAGCUGGAGGCGCUGCGGGCCGAGCUGGAGGCCGAGCGCCUGCGCGCGCAGGAGGCCCGGCGCCGCUGCGCGCUGGAGGCGCGGGAGCUGCGCGAGGCGGCGGAGCGCGAGCGGCAGCUGCUGGCCGACCAGCUCCGCUCCAAGUGGGAGCAGCAGCGGGCCCGCGAGGCGCGCCAGCUGAGGGAGGAGUGCCGCCGGCAGCGCGAGGCCGAGAUCCGGCAGCUGCUGCGCUGGAAGGAGGCGGAGCUGCGCGAGGCCCAGGAGCUGCUGCAGCGCGAGCGCGACGCCGCCAUGCGGCAGGCGCGGGACCUGCAGCGCCAGCUGGCCGAGGAGCUGGUGAGCCGCAGAGGCGGCGGCGGCGGCGGGGCCGGGCUGAGCGGGGAGUGCCGCGCCAGGCUGCAGGAGGUCUUGGGCAAGCUCCGCUGGGAGGUCGACGGCGACCAGGCGGCGCGCAUCCGCCACCUGAAGGCCGAGCUGGAGCUCGAGCGAAGCCUCUUCCUGAAAUACAUCCUGGAGCGCUUUGAGGGCGAGCAGGCUCCACCUGGCUGGCCGCAGAGAACCAGGCAGGCCCCCCUGCAGCAGCACAGCCUGGCCAAGAACAGGCCUCGUUCUUUGGAGAGCCUGGUCACCGGCUCCUCCGACGCUACAGCAGCGGCAGCAGCAGCCUCCAAGUCCCGCUCUUUGGACAGGAACCUGAGUAGAUGCGACUCUCCUCCCCGCCUGGUGUCACCACCUGAAGGAGGGUUCCCCAAAGACAGCAGCUGCCCACAGAGACCGUCUGCGCCCCAGAAUGCUUUGGAAAAUGAGACAUGUUCAGAUGAUGGAGCCAAGGAAGAGAAGUCUGUGCAUGCGCCUCCAGAAGGGAAAGUGAGCAGCAGCGGAUCUGGGCAAGAAAGUGUGCCUCCAGCAGCCACGCAGCAGCAAGGCUGGCUGGCUAGCAGCAGUUACAGUCAACUGGUGAAGCAGAACACAGAGCUCUUGAAAGCGCUGCUGGAUCUCGAGCAGCGGUGCACUCAUCUCAAGGAAGAGAACAUCCUGCUGAGGAAAAGUAGCUUCCCCGAGAUGAAAGAAAAAGUGAAGCGGCUGAAGAGGAAGAACGGGGAACUGGCUGACAUUGCGAAGCGUCUGGAGGAAAGAGCCAAGAAACUGCAAGAAUCCAGCCUUAAAGUUGGCAGUGCCCCAAUACCAUUAACGAUGACUUGCUCAGAUAUGAACCUUUAUAAGACCACAUUUGCCCGACAGAGGGCAAAAGACCUGAGUGAGCAAGCCAGUGCCCUGCUAGCUAAGGAUCAGCAGCUAGAAGCCUUACAGAGGGAGUGUUGGGAACUUCGGGCCAAACUAACCACAGGCAAGGAAAGAACAUAUUUAUUCAGUAUUAAUGAUUUUGAUCGCUUGCUGCGAGAAUCUCAGAGAGAAGUGCUACGAUUACAAAGACAGAUAAUGCUUAAGAACCUGAGGGAAUCUCUUCAGCCCUCCAAAAUAGGUUUAAAGGAUGCUUCUUCAUCAGUUAUGCAGGAAACACCCUCAACUAUUCAUGCUUGUUUAGAGUUCUCAUCUUUACCAAAGGAGUUGCCAAAAGCAUUGAGCACAUUGGUAAAAAAUGGAGAACCAGAAACAGCAUUAGGAAAUGGUGCUGAGAACAAUGAAAACUGUUCUUCAAAAACAAAUUCAAAUACUGAGUAUCAGUUACAGGUUUUGAAAAAGAAGUUUGUUGAAAAAUGCAAACAGUGUGAAAACCUGAAACAUGAAAUGGAGAAAAAACAGAAGACAAGUGAUGAUUUGGAGUUGCAACUUAAUGAAGUAUUAAGUGAAAAUGUCAGGUUUGCUGAGGAGAACUCUCAACUGCAUGAGAAAACUGAGAGAACACAAAAGAUUGAAAAUGAAAAUGCUGAACUCAAGAUAAAACUGUUGCAAGCAACUGAAGAUCGAAAUUCUGCAAUUCAGUUCACUAAGGGACUUGAAAUCAAAGUGGAGAAUUUAGAACACGUAAUUAGGAACAUGAAAGAGAUAGCAGAAAGACAGCAACAGUUAGAAUCUGAACAUAAGGAAACCUUAUUAGUUCUGAAAAACAAAGAGGAAGAAAUACAACACCUGCAGCAAAUACAAGCAGAAAUCAAAAGAGAACAUGAAGAAUCAGUACAGAUACUUGAAUCCCAAGUGAGAGAAUUAGAAAAUCAAUAUCAUAGUCAGACUGAACAUUUUAAUCUUCUAUCUCAAGAACUUGAGAGAUUACAAAUUAAAAAAUCUGGAAUCUUGGAAUCAGAAGUAUCACAAACAACAUGCAAUUCCUCAGUAACAAUCUGUCCAGAAAAACUGGAACAAGAGACCCAUCACAAUUUCCACUGCAAUAAGGACAUCAUCAAUAAAGAUUCUGCAUCCAUAGGUACUGCUGGUUUGCUCAAAAAAGCUGAUCAAUUAGAAUCUCAAGUAAACUCAUCUGGAUCUCUGCAGAACAGCUCUAAAUGUUGUCUUAACUCUGAAGAAGAAAAACCAGAUGAAGUAGCUCUGGAGACAGAUAAAGUUUCUAUAAACCUCCAGCUAGAAAAUCAAGUUUCUUCAAAACUUCAUGUCUUUUUAGCACGAUAUAGCUAUGAUCCUUUUGCAGGACCUAACAAGAAUCCUGAGGUGGAGCUUCCACUUACAGCAGGAGAAUAUGUUUAUAUCUAUGGGGGGAUGGAUGAGGAUGGCUUCUAUGAAGGGGAAUUGAUGGAUGGCAGAAGAGGAAUGGUGCCCUCUAAUUUGGUAGAAGAAGUUUCUCGUAAUGAUCUAAUGAGUUUUCUUCCUUCAGAGACCAGUGACUUUGCAUUGCAUGAAAUGGAUUUUCCCUGCCAAAGUACCAAUAGUGAAGAAAAAAGUGACAGCCCCGAUGAAGAUAGGAAUGUUAAUCUGCAGUCUAACAGAUUGGGAAGAGAACUGUGUGAUUAUCAGAUAGCAGUGCCUUAUCCUCAGAAUCUGACUCUUAUUAAACAGUUUUCUGGUUCCAUCAUUAUAAGCUGGGAUCCACCACAUAUGGUAGACAGCUGUGGAGGAGUUCAUAGCUAUAAUAUCUACGUCAAUACAGAUUUAUAUGCCAAUGUGAAGCACAGCAGUCAGAUGAAAGCAGUGAUUGAGAACCUGGAUUUGAACUUGCAUUCAUAUCGCAUCUCAGUGCAAAGUGUGACAGACAAAGGAAAUUCUGAUAAGAUGCGAUGUACUUUUCUUGUUGGAAAUAGUUUCCAUAUUGCACCAACACUCCUUCAACUUCGGAACAUCACUGCAACAUCAGCAGAAAUCACUUGGUUGCCAAGCAACAGUAACUAUUCUCAUGCUGUGUAUCUUAAUGAGAAAGAAUAUAAUGUAACAAAUUCAGGGGUCUACUGGUAUACUUUUCAAAACCUUGAACCAGGCAGCCAAUACAGUAUAAAAGUGGAAACCCAGGACUGUAACAAAGUGUUAGAGAUUCCUCAGGGAAACUGGGAGCGGAAAUCAGCAGCAAUUACUUUUACUACUCCAUCGACAGAACCACCGGAUGCGCCCCUUGAUGUCCAAGUACAACCUAGUUCUUCUGCUGGGUUUCUUGUUAUUACCUGGUUACCUGUAACAAUUGAUGCAGUAGGAUCAUCCAAUGGUGUUAAAGUCAUUGGUUAUGCUGUUUAUAUAAAUGGACAGAAAGUAACAGAAAGUAUGUCACCAACAUCUGGAAAUGUAUUACUAGCAGUGUCUCAAUUACAUACCUUCCAAGAGACUUUGAAGGUUUCCGUAAGAACUGUCUCUCCAUUUGGAGAAUCUGAAGACUCUGUACCAGCUUUAAUCCCUCCCACUCUGCUCAGAGUUCCUGGUUCAUUGUGGUCCAAGUCUGUCGCCUCCACCCAAGCCUCAGAGUUGACUGAGGAUGGGCACAUUCAUACAGUAACCGGUGCAUCAUCAUCCAUUUUCUCCCACAUGGACAUGGCCAAUACAGACACCAACUUCACAGUUCACUUCACCUCUGAUUGUAAAGAGCUGGUGGCUCCUAUGGUAGUGAACAUUUCCAGGAAUCCUAUGCCGUUCACCACCCAGAUGACGUCUCACAAUCAAGGUGAGAGUGAUUCCAUUCUAUGUAGAUCUAAUGGGAAGCAAUCUUCAGAUUAUGCAUUGCCUUCAUUAAUGUGUGAACAAUCAGCAAAUCCCAUGCUAAAAUUAAACCUACAUGCUGAAAAUAUGGAACGAGAAAAAGCUGUAUCUACGGCACAGCCAAACAGUACUAAAGUCAAGGUAUAUGGCCAAGAUACAGAUACGACUGCAAAAUAUCCAUCCAUCCAACACCGUGCUGUGAAUUCUGGUGCAAACUGCUCAGAUUCUGAGCCCAGUGUUUCUUCUAUAAAGCUUGAACAGAAGGACAGCUGCAGAGAUGGAGGAACCCGCAAAAUCUUUCUUCAGGAAGAAAUGGGUAGAUUGUCUAAGAAGAAACACACGAAGCAGAUGAAAUGGUUAUGCGAUGAACUGCCUGACCUUAGUGUGUCUCAAGUUGAAAACGAGGAAGAGCAACUAUCAAGAACUGAAAGUCGGGAGACUCAUUUUGGUGACCAAAAUGAUAUUCCUGAUUUCUCAGAUGGAGAAGAAGAGGAGAGCCUAGCAUAUAAAAGGAGCAUUUAUGUCCAGAAAGAUGCUGAACCACAGGAUAGAGCGAUACCUCCUGCAGAACUGGCAAAAGAUACCGGUAUGACCAUGACUUUGAAAGCUGAUCGAGUAACACCAUCAGUGCCUGAUUUUACCGACUCAGGAAGAUUAUUUGUCACCCUUUUUGACUAUGAUCCCAUAACUAUGUCACCUAAUUGCAAUACAGCUGAGGAAGAGCUAUCCUUUAAAAAGGGACAGAUUCUAAAGGUGAUUGGUGAUAAAGAUGUUGAUGGUUUUUACAGAGGUGAAUGUGAAGGAAAGGAAGGGUAUAUUCCUUGCAAUAUGGUGUCUGAAAUAUACAUUGAGAGUAAGAAAGUAAAAGAGCAUCUGUUAAAGAACAGUUACAUCGAGGAUGAAGACUUUUGAACAGGUUCUUUCUAUUGGAUGGUGGAGAGUAGGCUGCUGCUAUUUGGAUCAAAGCCAUAUUAAAAAGCAGGUUUGUAAACUACAAUUUGAAUACAUUUUCUAAUAUUUGUACUAAAACACCUUAUUUAUUAAAAUAUUUGUGAAAUGUAUGCUUUAUCAUCAAUUAAUGCCAUUGAGUCUUUCAUUUCAUUUUAAUAAGCAAAAGAAUUGCCAUUGUUGAGCUGUAAAACUGGUAUCCCUGACAGUGGUUCAUAUGAAUGUAUGUAAAAAUGAAAUAAAUGCAUUUCUUGAAAAUGCAAGCCUUUUUUCAGCCUCCAAAGAACCAUAACUUUUAGUCAAAAGUACUGUGCUUUUGUUCUUCUUUUG
Messenger RNA from Varanus komodoensis (Komodo dragon), 5394 nucleotides. RefSeq names its product peripheral-type benzodiazepine receptor-associated protein 1-like. NCBI's taxonomy places the organism in Eukaryota, Metazoa, Chordata, Lepidosauria, Squamata, Varanidae. Bases 1 to 5028 code for a protein of 1675 amino acids. The record is from RefSeq and is a predicted model, not a curated record. Gene Ontology annotation, molecular function: protein binding. The transcript has 3 exons. Gene Ontology annotation, biological process: neuromuscular synaptic transmission.